Molecule: messenger RNA, 2644 nt
Organism: Xyrichtys novacula (pearly razorfish)
Lineage: Eukaryota; Metazoa; Chordata; Actinopteri; Labriformes; Labridae
Source: the annotation of a GenBank genome assembly
AUGCCCCCAGAUGUGGUAGAAAAUGUAAGGAAGGUGAAAGACAUAGGAAUGAAGAAAUACGAUGCAUUUGUUGACAAGCGAAUCAGGUCACAGGAAGAGGCAUUCACUGCUCCAAUAUCACACACCAGGCUGAAGUUGUUCAAGGCUCGGCUUUCCCAACCACAAAGCAAAUCAGAGGUGGCUGUUGUCAAGGACCAACAUGCACAAGUGACCAAACUUUUGCUGGCUGUUCAUUCUGGUCGCGAAAUCAAUGAGGGUGUGUUUUCGCAUGAAAGUUCCCACCACCCACCCUCUCUUACUCGGAAAGGGAAAAUGCACCAUGGAAACAAGAGUGAGAUCCUAGAUUGCAUUGUUCCCAGGGAUCUCGACAAGCAUAGACCAGUGACAACUGCAGCUGUGUUGGAUGGUGCUGUACUUGUCCAAAUGCUUCGUCCUGGAAGUGCUGCGACCAUUGGACAGUAUUUCACUGACGUGUUAGCACCAUACAUCCUUUCCUGGUUUGACAGAAAUAACCGCAUUGACAUUGUCUGGGAUGUGUACUCCAAGACAAGUCUGAAGUCAGGCAUCCGGGAGCAAAGAGGCACUGGUGCGAGGAGGAGGGUGACUCUCUCAACCAAAGUUCCUGGGAACUGGGCUGCCUUCCUACAGGUGGAUCUGAACAAGCAGGAGUUGUUUGUGGAGCUGGCCAAAAGCUUGAAGCAGAUGACACUUCCACAGGUAUUACUGUAUGAAUUAGUGUGUCUUCUGGAUGGUUGUACAUGCUGUAGUCAAUAAGUCUGACUUCAUUAACAUAUCUUCAAUUACACUGUCUUAUUUUAGGGCAAGGAGCUAUUCACCACGAUACUUGAUGAAUGUGUAACAUCACCAGCUGGCAUUAACACUAAUGCAUUGGCCCCUUGCACACAAGAAGAAGCCGAUACUCGGUUGUUUCUGCAUGUGGCUGCAGCUACACUUGCUCGACAUUGUAGAGUGAUGGUCCGCAGCAGUGAUAGCGAUGUUGUAGUAUUGGCCAUUGCCGCUUUUGUGGCCCUUGAACAGAGGAUGGAUGAGCUCUGGAUUGCAUUUGGAGUACACCGUCACUUCAAGUACAAUCAUCUCUAUGUUAAAUCAAGUAUUUCACUUAAUUUGGCAAAGAAGUAACCAAUUCAUUUUCCCUCACCAGGUACAUUCCAGCACAUGCUAUUGCUCACAGCCUGGGACCAUCAAAGGCAAUGGCACUGCCAGCAUUCCACGCUUUAACAGGGUGCGACACCACCUCAGCUUUUUUUGGCAAGGGCAAGAAGACAGCUUGGUCUGUGUGGCAGUCCAUGCAUGUCUGAACUGACCUUGCCUCUUCUGCUGCUCUCUGGCCCUAGCCCUACAACUGAGAUUAUCAAAACCAGCACACCCAUACUCCAGAGAUUUGUCCUGAAGCUGUAUGGCGUGUCCGAGGACGACAUCAGGACUGUGGAUGCUGCUCGACUCUCCCUUUUCCUUCACAAAGGAAGAGACUUUGAUCACAUGCCGCCAAGCAGUGAUGCACUCCAUCAGCACCUCCUCAGGUAACGAUAUAAGACAGCCAUACAUAGGGGCAUACUAUUUAAAUGUCAUAAAGUAUAUCACUAAUCGUAUUUUUCUUUACAGAGUGGACAUGUUUGGGGCAAUAUGCUGAUCAAAGAUGCUGCUACUGUCUCACCCUCACAGUGGGGAUGGCAGCAGGAUUCCCCAGACAGAGCACCCACACCUCUGUACACGACUACUGCAAUUAUUUCAAGGGACUUGCCAGAACUUAUUUGCAAGUGCAAGACAGACUGUAAGCCACCUUGCAAAUGCUGCAUGCAGAGGCAGCCAUGCAUGUCUCUCUGUGGAUGUCAUGGUUCAUGCACCCGUUAUGAUGCUAUGGAAUUGUAAAUCUCUGCUGUAUUACUUAAAUUACAUUUACAUUUGUAAACCCAUUUAUUUCGGAGAUGAAGGGUGAUCUUGUCUCUUUGGAUAAAAUGUUUCCUAUGGCCCUAAGGUACUUCCAUGCCAAAGGAACAGUAAAUCUCAGUUUAGGGGGAGGGGUGGGGGGGUAAGUUACCCUGUCAAAAUGUACAUUUUAUAAUGAAAUUUGCAUAUUUUACCCCCCGUUGUCAUGGUAAUUAAUGAUGCAUUGGGUUUUUUACAUUGAAACCUAUUUAAUUGAAUUCCUAGACCCCAAAAAUUUGCACUUUGACACCAAUAUUAUGAUUAUAGCUCUAACAGAAGCAGAGAUAUGGAGUCUGGUGUAUUGGCGGUUUAUUGUCGGCGGCCAUUUUUAAAAUGGCGAUAAAAAGAAAUUGAAGGGUGAUCUAACUUGUCUCUUUGGAUAAAAUGUUUUUUAUGACCCUAAGGUACUUCCAUAUCAAAGGGGACAUUUGUAGCAUGACUUGAAGUAAAAUGUGACUUAGGGCCCCAACUACUUAGAAGCCAGCCAGGUGGCCCAGGCUAAUGAGCAGACUCUCUCUGCAUUAGCUACUAAAUUACAGCAAUUAACAGACUUAAUCACUUCAUCGGCUGCUACCCAUUCCUCGCCGGCUACCCCAACUCCAGCUCCAGUUCCAGUUCCAGGUCCAGCUACGGCUCCAGUCGCUCCUCUGCCCAGUGGUACUCCGGAGCCCCAUGUGGGAGUCCCAGAAUGUUAUGA